GUCAGGUGUUGUCAGUUGAGUUGUGGGCGUGACAGUAACCUGCACCACCUGCACAGAGGCAGAUAUUAUUUGUACAUCAUGUAGGUUCAGUGAAAGACAUGAGUCUUAAUGAAAACACACUUGUGAGCACCAGUGGUCCCCAAAGUGAAUGUUAGUAAACAUGGCCCAAAAAUGGCAUAGUUGUAAAAGUGUGUUAUUCUUCACCAUGAAAGGUAUUAACCAGCAGUGAUGCAGUGAUGAAUAAUCACUGUAAGUUGCUUUGAAGAAAACCAUGUGCAGAAUGAAUAAACGUAAAUAUAAGAAUAAAGAAAUUCAGCACUUACGUAAACUAAUUCAAACCCCUAUGAAGUGUCUCCCGCUGCACAGAGAAGUAAUCUUUUCCUUUUUCCGGCAGAAAUUAAACGGCAAGACAGUGUUGGCACUCUACAAUGUUCCGAACAUCAUUGAGGCCACCUUCAGGCCUCUUGCCUCGGCACGGUUGGACUGGAACCAGAGCCACUGUAGAUCACUGGGCCUGGCGCCAUCUCCAGAAGAAGCUACUGAGGAGCACCACUUGUUGGAGUCCAUUGCCUGGCCAGAAUCCCCAGGCCCACUGCUUCCACUACAGAAGAGCAGUGACCCUGCCCACAGCUUCUUCACCAUUUGGCCAGCAGACAGGGAGUGGCACGUGGGCGAUCAGCUACAGGUGCUGGUUCAUAUGCGAGACUUCCAAGGCCAUCCUAAACACCAUGGCGGUGAUUUCUUGCUGGCCCGGCUAUACUCACCUAAGCUGGGCGCAGGUGUAGCUGGACAUGUGGUAGAUCACCAGAAUGGGUUGUACUCAGUGCUGUUCUGGCUGCCAUGGGAGGGCCAAGCGUACAUGAAGGUGACAAUGGUGCACUCCAGCGAGGCGGUACGAGUGCUGAAGCGUCUACGUGAGGAGCGCCCUGACCGCGUGUACUUCAAAAGCCUCUUUCGCUCUGGUCCCUUCUCAGAGACCACCGUCUGCAAUCUGUGCCUUCCAUCCCACCAGCCACUCUGCAACUAUACGAACAGUCGCACAGGAGAACCCUGGUUCUGCUACAAGCCAAAGCUGCUGAGCUGUGACGUGCGUGUCAGCCAUGCCAAGGGUGGGUACCAGAAGAACCUGCUCACCAGGAAAGAGGAGCUUCUCUUCCAGAGCAAUGUUAACAUCAAGGUUUCCAUUCCUGCAUUGGGGCCAGACCAUAUAACUGUGCUGCCCGAGAGCAAAGCAAAGCCGGAGAAGGAGAAGAGCGGGGUUGUGAAGUUUCUUCCCUCUGGGUUCUACUAUAACCACGUGUGGCAGACCACCAGCAGGGCCCCCCUGCGCCAGUUCCUCGACACAUCUGCCAUCACGCAGUGUCUGCAAGGGAAAGCGGUGCUCAUUUUUGGAGACUCCACUGCGCGUCAGUGGUAUGAAUACCUUAACGCCGCAGUCCCAGACUUGAAAGAGGUUAACCUGAACAGUCCAAAGAACGUGGGCCCCUUCAUGUCAGUGGACAUCGUGCACAACAUCCUGUUGAAGUACCGCUGCCAUGGUCCGCCUAUUCGGUUCUCCACUGUGGCCGCCAGCCAGCUGCACUACAUAGCCGACGAACUAGAGGAUGUGGCGGGCGGCCGUGACACAGUCGUCAUGGUGAGCGUGUGGUCGCACUUCAGCACCUUCCCGGUGGAAGUGUACAUCCGGCGUUUGCGUGCCAUCCGCAGAGCGAUCCUGCAUCUGCUGCAGCGCGCCCCGGACACGCUGGUCAUAGUGCGCACAGGCAACCCGCAGGCCCUCAACCAGGAGGUCAGCCUGUACAACAGUGACUGGUUUUCCCUGCAGUUUUAUGUUGUGCUGCGCAGCAUGUUCCAGGGACUCAAUGUGGUCCUGGUGGACGCGUGGGAGAUGGUCGUGGCCCACCACCUCCCGCACGAUCUGCACCCGCCGCUGGCCAUCAUUAAGAACAUGAUUAAUGUCAUUCUUUCGCAUGUGUGCCCUGACAAGAGCUGAAAGUCCAACCACUUUUCUGCUGCCCUCAGAACUUUGCAUUUUUACUGUGCAUUUCCACUGUCCCAGAGAAAUUAAAUGACAAUUUAUGGGAAAAAAUGAAAGUAGAUUGUUUUCAAUUGGACUCAGUCCCCUAGUAAAUUAAUUAUCUUGAAUGAAUAAAUACGAAGUACGACAAAUGGUUUCUGUUACAGUUUAACUUCAUGAAAUUAAAGUAUUACUCAGCAAGGUCUGGAUACUGUAAGUACCGAAGUGGCGUUGUCCCUAUAAAUUGGCACACAUUCCACAGGUAACCUCUUUAAGGAACCCCGGUUGUUUCAUGCUAUCUAAAGUGUACGUGUUUACCUCUAGGCAUUGUAAGCACGGUUUUUAGUUUGUUCAGUUGAUUUGUUGUAUUACAGUGUUGAAUUCUAGUAUUGCUCUUUGAAGUGGCGAUCGUGGCAAUCACGUUUUGCUGGUUUUCAUGUUGGGCGAAAGUUGUUGCUGUGUGAGGAGUGAGAGGCACAUUUACAUUUACAUUUAUUCAUUUAGCCGACGCUUUUCUCCAAAGCGACGUACA
Molecule: messenger RNA, 2549 nt
Organism: Scleropages formosus (Asian bonytongue)
Lineage: Eukaryota; Metazoa; Chordata; Actinopteri; Osteoglossiformes; Osteoglossidae
Gene: nxpe3
Product: neurexophilin and PC-esterase domain family, member 3
Exons: 4
Coding region: 272-1993 (573 amino acids)
Source: RefSeq, a predicted model, not a curated record